AUGAGCGACGAUUCACGGAUAAAAGAAGCUCAGCAAUGUAUUCAGAAGGCUGAAAAGCUUUUAAAGACAUCUAUUUGGCAGCUGAAAACAAAACCUGAAUACGACUUGGCGGCUUACGAGUUUGACAGAGCCGCAAUCUGCUACAAGAACGCUGGACAGUUGGAUAAAGCUGUGGAAAUGUACAUUAAAUCAGCCGAUUGCCAUCACAAUAACAACAACAGGUUUCAUGAGGCCAAGUAAGUUAUUUGGUUUGUUGUUUGUUUUUAGAAAACAACAAAAAAAAUGUAAAUUUAGGUAUCUAAAUAGACCUAUUCCGUGCUGUUUUAUUAAAAAAGAACUUAAAUAUCAGACAUUAGACUAUUUUAUAUCUCUGACACUGUUAUUUCAAAUUCUUAUUUAGCAUUAUGCCUAAUAAACGUUUUUUAACAGCUAUAUUCUUUUAGAUCGAAAGAACAAGCAGCGAUGAUGGCAAAAGAAGGAAACCUGAUUGAUGAAGCUACGAAGUUGUUUGAGGAAAGUGCUCAACUUUACCUAGAAGCCAAUUCAUGGGAUACGGCAUGUCAAGUGAUUGAAAAGGCUGGCAAAAUCCUGGAAGGAGUUGAUUUAGACAAAGCGUGUGCAUUGUACGAGAAGGGAAUCAAAAUUGUGACAGAAGCCGAUAGGUCCAAAAGUGUGAUCAGUUUGUCACAAAGGCUGAUUGGACUGUUGUUACGACAAAAGAAAUACAGUGAAUCUCUGAAAGUCUCUCGAUCCUUGAUUGAAACCUUAAAAGAAGUUGAUAAUGGCAAAGUUGGCAUGAUUGGCUUGGGAAUGGUGAUUAUAUCGCUUUUGAACGGAGAUUCUAUUGCUGCUCGACAAUGUUUGGGAUAUUUGCAAGAGUAAGUUAUUGCUUUUGAGUGUCGUAAGAUUGGGUUUUCUUUUUAAAUUGUAAUAACAACUAACUACUGUAAUAUGUUUUUUUUGGAAAACAAAGUGAGCUAUAACAAGUAAUGUAAUUGUUUCAGAGAUGACAAGUUUGCUCUGGAAAACCAAGCUGGCCAAGCUUUGAUUGUAAGAUACGAAAAAGGCGACGACGAAGGGCUUCAGGAGGCUUUAAGGUCUGGUGUUAUCAGGGCUAUGGACAAUCAUUACCUGAGGAUAAUAAAGGACUUGCGGGCUCCAGAAUCUGAGUUUGAAGUUGCUGGUGGCGGUGCCGCUAAUGACGAUGAUGAAGAUGAUCUCCGAUAG
This is a messenger RNA of Bursaphelenchus okinawaensis, 1227 nucleotides long. The record is from the annotation of a GenBank genome assembly. Lineage: Eukaryota; Metazoa; Nematoda; Chromadorea; Rhabditida; Aphelenchoididae.